Messenger RNA from Procambarus clarkii (red swamp crayfish), 1440 nucleotides. NCBI's taxonomy places the organism in Eukaryota, Metazoa, Arthropoda, Malacostraca, Decapoda, Cambaridae. The record is from RefSeq and is a predicted model, not a curated record.
AUGAAAGUGGAAGAUACAGAUAACUCCUUUAUGAGUGAUAUCUUCUCUAUGAGUGAUAUCUUCUUUAUGAGUAAUAUCCAAACACCUCACCUGCCGUGCCCCCACCAAGCACCUGCCGUGCCCCCAGCACCUGCCGUGCCCCCAGCAAGCACCUGCCGUGCCCCCACCAAGCACCUGCCGUGCCCCCAGCAAGCACCUGCCGUGCCCCCAGCAAGCACCUGCCGUGCCCCCAGCAAGCACCUGCCGUGCCCCCAGCAAGCACCUGCCGUGCCCCAGCAAGCACCUGCCGUGCCCCCACCAAGCACCUGCCGUGCCCCCAGCAAGCACCUGCCGUGCCCCCAGCAAGCACCUGUCGUGCCCCCAGCAAGCACCUGUCGUGCCCCCAGCACCUGCCGUGCCCCCAGCACCUGCCGUGCCCCCACUAAGCACCUGUCGUGCCCCCAGCACCUGCCGUGCCCCCAGCACCUGCCGUGCCCCCACCAAGCACCUGCCGUGCCCCCAGCACCUGCUGUGCCCCCAGCAAGCACCUGCCGUGCCCCCAGCACCUGCCGUGCCCCCAGCACCUGCCGUGCCCCCACCAAGCACCUGCCGUGCCCCCACCACCUGCUGUGCCCCCAGCAAGCAACUGCCGUGCCCCCAGCACCUGCCGUGCCCCCAGCACCUGCCGUGCCCCCAGCACCUGCCGUGCCCCCACCAAGCACCUGCCGUGCCCCCAGCACCUGCCGUGCCCCCACCAAGCACCUGCCGUGCCCCCAGCACCUGCCGUGCCCCAGCACCUGCCGUGCCCCCAGCAAGCACCUGUCGUGCCCCCAGCACCUGCCGUGCCCCCAGCACCUGCCGUGCCCCCAGCAAGCACCUGUCGUGCCCCCAGCAAGCACCUGUCGUGCCCCCAGCACCUGCCGUGCCCCCACCAAGCACCUGCCGUGCCCCCACCAAGCACCUGCCGUGCCCCCAGCAAGCACCUGCCGUGCCCCCAGCAAGCACCUGUCGUGCCCCCAGCAAGCACCUGUCGUGCCCCCAGCACCUGCCGUGCCCCCAGCACCUGCCGUGCCCCCACCAAGCACCUGUCGUGCCCCCAGCACCUGCCGUGCCCCCAGCAAGCACCUGUCGUGCCCCCAGCACCUGCCGUGCCCCCAGCACCUGCCGUGCCCCCACCAAGCACCUGCUGUGCCCCCAGCAAGCACCUGCCGUGCCCCCAGCACCUGCCGUGCCCCCAGCACCUGCCGUGCCCCCACCAAGCACCUGCCGUGCCCCCACCACCUGCUGUGCCCCCAGCAAGCACCUGCCGUGCCCCCAGCACCUGCCGUGCCCCCAGCACCUGCCGUGCCCCCACCAAGCACCUGCCGUGCCCCCACCAAGCACCUGCCGUGCCCCCACCAAGCACCUGCCGUGCCCCCAGCACCUGCCGUGCCCCCAGCAAGCACCUGGUGUACCGUAUAA